UCCUCCAUGCCACGUUACAAUGAGCUGUGACGUUGUAAAGAUAGAGUUUAAUAAAGAGAAGAAUGUGGAUUUUACAUGCCAUCAGUGUGGAAAGAGCUUCACAAGUAAAGGAAACCUCAAAGAACACAUGAGAAUUCACACCGGAGAGAAACCGUUCACAUGCCCUCAGUGUGGAAAGAGUUUCACACGUAAACAAGGCUUAAUACGUCACAUAAGGAUUCACACCGGAGAGAAGCCGUUUGUGUGUCAGCACUGUGGAAAGAGCUUUAUAAGUCAAGGAACGCUUGGCACUCACUUAAGGUCUCACAGUAAUGAGAAACCGUUCAAGUGUCCUCAGUGUGAAAAGAGUUUCAGACGUAAAGACCUCUUCAGUCGUCACAUGAGAGUUCACAGUGGAGAAAAGCCUUUCUCAUGUCCUCAUUGUGAGAAGUGUUUUUCAACUAAAUGCAGCCUUGGUAUUCACAAACGAAUUCACGCCGCAGAUAACCCAUUCUUAUGCUCUCAUUGUGGAAAAUAUUUUGUAUCUAAAACCUACCUUGAGGAUCACAUAAGAAUUCACACCGGAGAGGAGCCGUUCACAUGUGAUCAGUGCGGAAAGAGUUACAAAUGGACAAAUAGUCUCAGAGUUCAUAAACUCCUUCACUCCGGAGAAAAGCCAUUUAAGUGUGAUCAGUGCGAUAAGAGGUUUGUUAUGAAAUCACAACUAAAGGCCCACAUGAAAACUCACACUAAAGAGAAGCCUUACUUGUGUUGUGUUUGUGGGAAGAGUUUUGCAUGGCUGGGCAGUUUUAAAGACCAUCUGAAAAUACACUCUGGUGUGAAAGACUAUUUGUGAAAAGAUUGUGGAAAAGUGCCUUCCGUGUGGCAGGAGAUUCGGCCUUUCUCAAACUGC
Molecule: messenger RNA, 892 nt
Organism: Sinocyclocheilus rhinocerous
Lineage: Eukaryota; Metazoa; Chordata; Actinopteri; Cypriniformes; Cyprinidae
Product: gastrula zinc finger protein XlCGF8.2DB-like
Exons: 1
Coding region: 20-835 (271 amino acids)
Biological process (GO): regulation of transcription by RNA polymerase II
Cellular component (GO): chromatin; transcription regulator complex; PcG protein complex
Molecular function (GO): DNA-binding transcription factor activity, RNA polymerase II-specific; RNA polymerase II cis-regulatory region sequence-specific DNA binding
Source: RefSeq, a predicted model, not a curated record